Malus domestica (apple) is the source of this 1338-nucleotide messenger RNA. Its product is annotated as putative F-box protein At3g21120. The record is from RefSeq and is a predicted model, not a curated record. Gene Ontology annotation, molecular function: protein binding. NCBI's taxonomy places the organism in Eukaryota, Viridiplantae, Streptophyta, Magnoliopsida, Rosales, Rosaceae.
AUGAGAGCCAAUAUUGCUUGGUUGAAGAAGUUUAGACUGAGACGACGCGGGAAACACACCAACUUAACUGACUUACCUUUAGACAUCCUCGUCAAUAUCCUUACGAGACUACCUGUAAAGUCACUUUAUCGCAUUCGACGUUCAUCUAAGAUCUUGAAGAACAUAGUUGACGACCAGUCUUUCCUUACACUUCACACAUGGUUAGUUACUGCUACCAAUGCUGUUGCUGAAGUACCUCAACUUAUACUUAUUACUAACAUCGGCGUGACUUCUUUUGCGGCUGUACAAUUAUUCGAAUACGAUGGCAACUCCUCUUUGGAAAAGAGCAAACAUGCAGUUGUCUCAGAGAUUGGACUCACAGUCAAUCCUUGGAGCAAUCGACGAUUUGUUUUCUGCAACUUGUUUUUCUUCACCGUUGAGAACUUAUCAAAGUAUGAAAGCCCGUACGCUGUCUUAUUUGAUCCUUUUAAGGUAGAAGUUCUGCCGCUACCAAUGAUUGACGUCCAAGAUCCCAAAGAACGCUAUGGUGUGUAUGGUAUGGGAUUUGAUCAUUUAACCAGCACCCAUAAAAUUAUUCGUGUUUAUGUAAAUACCCAAAACAAUAUGGAGGCCCAAGUUAUUGUCUUGGGCACAAGCUCUUGGCGGAAGAUACGCUCAGUUCCUCCUUAUCUUUUAAGUACAUCAACAAGAUUAUUAUCUGCAAAUGGAGACAUGCAUUGGUUGAUUCAUCUGGUCGACGAAUUCUCAAAUAAAACGGAAAGUCAUAUAAUUUCUUUCGACUUCAAGAAAGAGGAGUUCUAUUGCACUCCACAUCCUAUUCAAUCAACGCGGAAUAUGCACCUAUUUAUUCUGAGAGGAUGUAUGGCAUUUAUGGCCAUCACAGGUACGGAGGUUGAGAUAUGGAUGCUGAAAAACUAUGAAAGAAAAGAGUGGACGCGUGAAUAUGCCAUAGAUCUUCGGGUUCAUGGUCGUACAUUGGAGGAUUAUUCGAGGAUUGCUGGUUGUGGUCAGUGGGAGCAUGGCAUUUUUUUCUUAGAUUCUCGCCGAAAUGCAUUGUUUUUCGAUGUAAGAUGUGAUUCCAUCAAAGAUGUGACCUAUCCAAUGUUAUGUCCUCGUCCUAGAAGCCCAGUGGUGAAUAUUGUGCCUAGUAUUCACAGUUGUACUCCGGGUCUGAUUUCCCUCAAACACUAUGGCAAUGUGAUUGACCAAGAACAAAUGUUGUUCGGUGUUAAUAAUAUUUGGAAUCCGGCGAGUUCAAAUGGACUUAAAAAAAAAUGCUAUUCUCAGAAGAACAUUACCGGAAGCGUAAAUUUAUCAACAAGAACAUUCUUGAAGUAG